Messenger RNA from Cloeon dipterum, 975 nucleotides. RefSeq names its product torsin (gene Torsin). Bases 1 to 975 code for a protein of 324 amino acids. The record is from RefSeq and is a predicted model, not a curated record. Gene Ontology annotation, molecular function: ATP binding; ATP hydrolysis activity. Lineage: Eukaryota; Metazoa; Arthropoda; Insecta; Ephemeroptera; Baetidae. Gene Ontology annotation, biological process: cellular response to misfolded protein. The transcript has 3 exons.
AUGAAACUCGUUCUCUUGGUCGUCGCAUGUGCCGUCUUGCUGCCUGAGAACCGAGCUUGGGAAUGGUCCGACUUUACUAUACUCAGCGAAUGGUGUUAUGACUCCUGGAUCCCAGUCAACGAGUCUAAAUUCAAGCAGAGUCUCCGGGAAAACGUGUUCGGACAGCCCCUGGUCGAGGAGACAUUGAGGACCGUGUUUGCGCACCUGAGACCGGGACACGAGCCGAGAAAGGCGUUGGUGCUCGCUUUCCAGGGCUGGCCGGGUGUGGGCAAGAACCUGGUCACCAACCUCUUGGCUAAGAGCAUUUACGCGCGAGGGACUGACAGCUCCUUUUUUAAGCUGUACAACUCGCGCAUAGACUUUCCGCUUGAGAACAAAGCCGAAGAGUACAAGAAAAGGUUGCAGCAAGAGGUGAAGGAAAAACUGGCCAAAUGUGCUCGCUCGCUGUUUGUGUUCGACGAGAUCGACAUGAUGCCACCAAAGGUGAUCGACGGAAUCAAGCCUUACUUUGACUACCAAGAGAAGGUGGAUGGUGUCGACCCACGAAGAGCUGUCUACAUCUUCCUGUCCAACAAAGGCGGCAGCAGAAUCGCCGAAAUCGCCUAUGAACUGUGGGAGAAGAACGUGCCCAGGGAAAAUUUCAGACUAAGCGACUUCAAGGAGGCGCUGCAGUCCAGCGCGUUCAACGAGAAAGGAGGCCUGCAGCACAGUGACAGCAUCAGCAGCUUCUUGGUCAGCUUCCACGUGCCGUUUCUGCCGCUGCAGAAGGAGCACGUAGCCCAGUGCAUCGACGCCGAACUCAGGCGACGCGGUGUUGUCGACCCUGACGACACCAUCGCCAGUGCGGCGCUACAAGAGGUGGUUUUCACCAAGCGCGAUACGUUCACUGCCGGACUGUUUGCUUCCGGCGGCUGCAAGACCAUUGACUCUAUUGUCUCCACGGCUGUGGUCGCGUUAGCGCACGACGAACUUUAA